Messenger RNA from Colletotrichum tamarilloi, 1458 nucleotides. Its product is annotated as protein PNG1. The record is from RefSeq and is a predicted model, not a curated record. The transcript is spliced from 2 exons. Bases 1 to 1458 code for a protein of 485 amino acids. NCBI's taxonomy places the organism in Eukaryota, Fungi, Ascomycota, Sordariomycetes, Glomerellales, Glomerellaceae.
AUGAUUGAGGUCGAUGGUCAGACGUUUGCUUUAACGACUAGUCAUGGUCCCGAAGACGAAAUCGCCGCAGGAGGUGACAAUGAUGCUCCGUCUUUGGCAGAGCUCAUCAAAAGAUUCGAAGAUGGAGAACCUGAGAGCCCUAGUCUUUCUGAAUCUUCGUCACCGACGAUAUUUCCAGUGUCACAAACGCUUCCAGAAUUUGAUGAAGCUCUUGACACUCCCACCGUUUUAAGACAGCAACAUGUUCCCGCGGAAGACUCUAGCUGUGAGAUUGUGGAGUCCUGGGACCCUCUUGAAGUCUGGGACGAUUGGGAACUUGUUCUUGUUGAACCAGCACACCGGCGACCGAACUUGGUUCUGCAAUCUGAACCACAUGCUGACACGGAAAACACAAAGACAAGAGGAGAAGUUAUCACCUUUGUAGACUUUGACAUUGCGAGCUUCGAUGGAGCCCUGCCUUGGUCUGUUUUGAUCAUUUCGGGUAUGAGUGGCACUAUAGAGGGUUUGCUAUCCUCGAGUCCCUCAUAUACGCUCUUUGGAGGAAACAAGACCCAGGAGUUAUGGAAUGUUAGACUUCUUCAAGGCGAUCUUCAAGCAGGCGACUCCGGUUCCUGGGUCAUUAGAGAGAGUGAUCACUGCCUUCUGGGUAUGGUGAUAGCGCGAUCCGCUGGCUCAGCUUACAUGGUAUCUUUUAAAAGGCUGCGACAAAGCAUUGAGGAGGCCAAGGGGCUGGCACCAAACUCCAUAAGACUACCAACUUUCUCGAGAGGAGGGGUUUUUUCGCGUUCUCAUGCUUGUCCGCAACCAGCAAGCCAAGUCCCUACAGACCUUCCGCUGCAUCGUCAACCUACUUUAUUCACUCGUCUCACCAACGAAGGCGGCAUGUUGGGAUUGCAUGUCCUUCAUACUCUACUUGCAUACGUUAUGCUAUGGUUGCGCUCGAUGAGCAACAUGAUCAGUUUCAAGGAGGACCGGCUGAUCCUAAUCAGAGACAGCAGCGAAACCCAGGCCCGAUUCAAAAGCAGCAGUCACGGCUCACAGCUAAAUUCUUAUACCACGACUCUCUCACCCGCUAACAGCUCUAUCGUUCUCAUAUUUCGGUCUUGUAUCGUGUUUGUUCUCUGGCUCUUUUCUUCCGUUAUGGUUCCCGUGUCGGUUGUGGCCAUCGUAUGUUUUUAUUACUCUCAAGUAUUUGCCCUGGAAAGUAGCGAAGUUGCUAUCGGAUUCUACAUUUGGCUUCACAUGUAUAUGGUCGCCAUCCUUGACACUCUGCUGCCUCUUCCAGCGGACGCCUACAAAGACCACUAUCUCAGCCCGAGGCGGAAUUUUGUCUGUCAAGUCGGAGCUUUCUUGAUGUUUGAGAUCUUAUCAUGCUCCUUAUUUAUCUACAUCUUUGCGGUUGACAUUGGCAUGUGUGGCGAUGCUAGCGAGGUUGAUCGUAAGUCUUCUUUCACGUAG